Messenger RNA from Heterobilharzia americana, 2066 nucleotides. NCBI's taxonomy places the organism in Eukaryota, Metazoa, Platyhelminthes, Trematoda, Strigeidida, Schistosomatidae. The record is from the annotation of a GenBank genome assembly.
AACACCCAGCCACCCGUCGGGCUAACCAGAGCUACAGAGGUCGAGUGGGUAGACCUACUGCAUUGGAAUCCACCAAAGACCUAGAACCGUUCCGCAAGACCUAGAAGCGAGCGCGAAGAAACCAAUUUGUUUACACUAGCUCGUUAAAAGAUAUUGGAUUCAGGAAGAAAUAUUUAUCUACAUAGAGAUCUACUACAGUGAUUGUUAAAAUCCAAGUUACAUAAUAUCCAUAUUAUUAAAACUCAGGACUACCCACGACGGAGCAUUCGACUCUAUAACCUUGAUAGGAUUUAAGACGUCACGCUACAAGUGCACGCUGUUGGUGUAAAAAUAUCAUGAAACCUGAAUCAGGCGGUGGUUUUCGUGGUGGACGUGGCAGGGGUGGACAAAGGCAUAGUUUUGGUGGUGAAAAGAAGAUUGACGGGGAUGAAAGCCGUGGUGGUGGACGAGGUGGACGAUUUAGCGAAAGAGGUGGUUUCCGGGGUGGUCGUGGUGGUGACUCUGGUGGACGUGGAAGAGGUAGAGGUGAUUUCGGUGGACGUGGACGUGGGGGCUUCGGUAGGGGCACGCCACGAGGCCGAGGCGGUCGGGGUGGGAUGAGAGGUGGCAAGAAAGUAAUGAUAGAACCUCAUAGACAUGAAGGGAUUUUCGUUGCAAAAGGCAAAGAAGAUUGUCUAGUUACGAGAAACGUUGUAGUUGGUGAGUCUGUUUACGGGGAGAAGCGUAUCAGUGUUGAGGAUGAUGCUGGUGGAAAAAUUGAAUACAGAGUAUGGAAUCCGUUCAGAUCAAAGUUGGCCGCUGGUAUUGUGAAUGGAUUGGACCAAAUCCACAUUAAACCGGGUUCCCGUGUCUUGUACCUGGGUGCUGCUAGUGGGACUACAGUCUCCCAUGUAUCAGAUGUUGUUGGAGAUGAUGGAGUUGUUUACGCGGUAGAAUUUUCACAUCGUUCAGGACGUGACCUUUUGAAUGUUGCUAAACACCGUACGAAUAUAGUUCCAAUUAUUGAGGAUGCCAGGCACCCUCAUAAGUAUAGAAUGCUUGUGGGCAUGGUGGACUGUAUAUUCGCUGAUGUCGCUCAACCGGAUCAAUCAAGAAUAGUUGGUGUCAAUGCCGAGUACUACUUGAAAAAUGGUGGACACACUGUUAUUUCAAUUAAAGCUUCUUGUAUUGACUCAGUUGCUGCUCCUGAAGUUGUGUUUGCAAAGGAAGUAGAUACGCUAAGGAAGUUGCAGUUCACACCACGAGAACAAGUCACUCUUGAACCUUUUGAGCGUGGUCAUGCAAUGGUUACUGCUCAGUAUAGGUAGGUUUUCAAUUUUGUCUAUGAUCUUGUCUUUCUCUAGGGCACCGAAGAAAGUAAAGAAUGAACAACAGUAAAUGCAUUUGCUCCACUUGUACAUAAUACUACUCUAAACAAAUAUUAUCUGAAUAUUUUGGCGUUAUUGCUCCUGAAAGUACUACCAUUGUUGGAACUGUCUAUAUUAAUUUGUAUUUCGUCUCAUCUGUAAACUUCUGAAAUUUGAUUGUAUGUUCGCUACUAGGCUGGUGUGAAACUCGAAGUCGUACUUACAGUUGAGGAUAUCAAGUCAGUAGCAAAAGUUAAUAAUGUUUAGGUUCGCCAAUUGGGUACGUUAUUGGACUGUAUACUUUUGUUGGUUGCCGGACCCUUUUAAGUAAAACCAAGAUUUUGUGGUUCAUUCACAUUUUUCGAAAUACGUAGCUUCAGUCCUUCACCUUCAGGAAAUGAUAAUAGGGCAGUGACCUGUAUAGUUCGUUGCAAUUGUUUGUACUGUAGAAAUGGAGUUUCAUAUUGGAAGUAUCAACAGUAGUUGGAAGUAUGUUUCUCGCGAAUUGUUAUAAGUUAAAGACCAUUUGAUACGGUUAUAUGCAUACAUAUUAAUCGUCUAGUUGAAGAAAGGUAACCAGAUUGGAACAUAGCAUCAGUUCUUGAAGUAACUGAUCGUUGGGAAGUACUUCAGGUCUACGUGAUAAUUGAAAUCGAUGGUUGGACACUAAGUGAUAAGGCUCAAAGUCAGUCUGAGUGGAGGUGUAUCCGCACAUUACCC